Pelobates cultripes (western spadefoot toad) is the source of this 345-nucleotide messenger RNA. NCBI's taxonomy places the organism in Eukaryota, Metazoa, Chordata, Amphibia, Anura, Pelobatidae. The record is from the annotation of a GenBank genome assembly.
AUGGGGGGAGGGGCUGCGAGCGGUCGCAUCAUCCACCCGCCCGGUCGGACACACGCGGUCCGCGGGCGGAGGCGGCCGUGGCGAAGCGGCCACGUGGGAAAGAAGAUCCAGUCGCGGGGUGCUCAUUUCGAGCUCCCCUGCGACCGGAAAAAACACACACAGAGUUCAUCUUUGGCGGUCCCAGAACUCAGGGAUCGAAGGAGGCAGAUGCAGUCGGCCUCCGGAAGCCCCCGAGUGGCGCACACAGACACCGCCAGACAUAAGGACAAAGGCAGAACAAAAAACAUAACAACGAGCAUACACAAAGUUGGGAGACGGACAGGGGGGACAAGGCCAAGGGGAUAG